UACACGUCAUGCCAACUGGAGUUUUUAAUUUCUGCGCAUGCGUGUCUGCAGCCUUUCGCUACUCGGGUCUGAAAAGAGGUUACAGAAGAUGAUGAAGAUGCUGCACAUUUUUUUGGUCCUGGCGCUGAUCGCCCUGGGCUCUGGAGAAGAGGGCGCCCGUCUGCUAGCGUCCAAGUCCCUGCUCAACCGAUACGCCGUGGAGGGCCGAGACCUGACCCUGCAAUACAACAUUUACAAUGUGGGAUCUAGUGCUGCUCUGGAGGUGGAACUGUCGGACGAUUCUUUCCCUCCCGAAGAUUUUGGAAUCGUUUCGGGAAUGCUGAACGUGAAAUGGGAUAGGAUUGCGCCAGCCAGCAACGUGUCCCACACUGUAGUGCUGCGCCCCCUGAAGGCCGGCUACUUUAACUUCACCUCAGCAUCUGUCAGCUACCUGGCUCAGGAGGGCGGACAAGUUGUGGUGGGCUACACCAGCGCCCCCGGCCAGGGAGGCAUCUUGGCACAGAGGGAGUUUGACCGCCGCUUUUCCCCACAUUAUCUGGACUGGGCCGCCUUUGGUGUGAUGACCCUCCCCUCCAUUGGCAUCCCACUGUUGCUCUGGUAUUCCAGCAAGAGGAAGUAUGACUCACCCAAGCCUAAGAAGAACUGAAGAAAGAAAAAGAAAAAAUACACCUUUGUUGUCGUUUGUUUUGUUUAGGGUUUCAGACUGAAGGGGUGGGUUGGUAUGUAAGGGGUUAAGUGGGCGCAGGAGGUCUGAGAAGCUUAAUGACCCAUAUUGGGGGUUGAAAGGUGUGCGAGUUAUUCAAUGUCAAAAAACAGGUUCUUAAUGCAGGGAUGAGAAUGGCAAAUGUGAAAAGUAGCCGGGGGUCUGGUAUAUAUAUAGCCACCCCCCCUCCCUAUAUAAACAUUUUCUCAACGGAUUUACACGAUUCACGAAAAUGAUACUUUCAACGGGAAAAAAACACGGAUCUGCGGAAAAUUCUCAUCCCUGUAUUAAUGAGAGAACAUUUACAGCAGCAGUUAUUACUGUAGCUUGAACUCAGUUUUGAAGUUGUUAGACUUCAAUAUCAAUAAAAACAAGGUGUUUUUUUUACUAAACCUGGAUGAAAACAGGUUCUUAACGAGAGAACAUUUACAGCGGCAGUUAUUACUGUUUGUAACUGUAGAUUGAACUUGGUUUUGAAGUUGUUAGACUUCAUUAUCAAUAAAAACAAGGUGUUUUUUUUUACUAAA
This is a messenger RNA of Syngnathus acus (greater pipefish), 1230 nucleotides long. It is a transcript of the gene ssr2, whose product is annotated as signal sequence receptor, beta. Gene Ontology annotation, cellular component: endoplasmic reticulum; membrane. The transcript is spliced from 6 exons. The coding region runs from base 38 to 646 and encodes 202 amino acids. NCBI's taxonomy places the organism in Eukaryota, Metazoa, Chordata, Actinopteri, Syngnathiformes, Syngnathidae. The record is from RefSeq and is a predicted model, not a curated record.